Messenger RNA from Mobula hypostoma (lesser devil ray), 1048 nucleotides. RefSeq lists its product as uncharacterized. Gene Ontology annotation, molecular function: signaling receptor activity. The transcript has 5 exons. Gene Ontology annotation, biological process: adaptive immune response. The record is from RefSeq and is a predicted model, not a curated record. The coding region runs from base 68 to 733 and encodes 221 amino acids. Gene Ontology annotation, cellular component: membrane. NCBI's taxonomy places the organism in Eukaryota, Metazoa, Chordata, Chondrichthyes, Myliobatiformes, Myliobatidae.
GUGAGGUUCAGCUCCAAUGUAGAACGUGCAGCAGCAACAUCACAGAAGUUACUUGUGAGAAGGAAAUAUGGCUGUACUAAUAUCACUCUACCUUCCAAUUUUAUUCUUCACAAUGAUUACUGCAGAGGGCCCAGAUGGCUCUGUUGAGCAGUUUCCACGCUCCAAACUGGCAAAAAAAGGAGAAUCAGCUACAAUAAAGUGUAAAAUUACAGUUAGGAAUGGAAAGGUAGUGGGUACUCACUUUAAAAAGAAUCCUCUAUGGCCGGAGGAUCUGUGUUAUUUCAAUGGAGCAAAUGAAAUUGCACACAUUGCAGUAUCAUACCGGGAUCGACUCAACUGUAAUAAGACAAUCGACGAUGAAGAAAGUGUCACCAUUCAGUUCAGAAAUCUCCAGAUAAAUGAUACUAAUUUUUAUUAUUGUACCACUGGGAUCAAAGAGGCCAAACUUUCUGACUUCCAUGGAAGAGGAACCCUUCUUAUUGUAUCAGAGCCUGACAACCAAACCUGUGCAGCAAAUUGUGUUGAAAAAGAUGUCUGCAAAUUAGUUUAUUUGAAGGAUCCAGUAAUGAUCACAGUGAUUAUAUUUGUAGCUGUUUUCAUGAUUUGUGGACUAGUUCUGUUAGUACUCUACAUAAGAAAACAUUACCAUUGGGAUCAGUCACAACGUAAACGAGCUCCAAACUCAGUGUAUGAAGACAUGAAUCUGGUGCGAACCCAAAGCAUGGUACGAUAAUUUCAGCUACAAUGGACUUUGAACAUUUGAUUCAGUUUUUCUGCAAGGGUCUAAAUGCAUCAUCACAGUAAAUCAAGGCUUACUGGAAUCUGUGAGAGUCUCCAAACUUUUUUUUACACAGUAUUAUUUGACAAUGUAAGUAUUUGUCUGAGUAAAAUUUGGUUGAUUUGUAGAAGGUAGUACUUAUGAUGACAGUGAAUACAUAUGUUUAAUGUAAAAAUACUUUAUAAAUAGCACUCUGUUCCAUUACAAUAUGAAUGCACUCUGUAUAUAUUUUUAUUUUUUCAUUAAUAAAAAAAAAUCAUCAUCUUUCAA